GUGACAGGCGUGGCCCGCGGGGGUGCGGCUGAGGCGGCGGGGGCUCCUCGCGUCUCUUCCCCCAGCUAGGCUCCGCCGGAUCCCCGGGAGCCCCGCUGCUCUCUGGCUCCUUGGCUUGUGGCUGUGGGUUCCACCAGGUCCGCCCUCGCACACCGCUUCGGGAUCCCCCCAGCCCCCGCGGCCCCUGCUCGCCAGGCCGGGGCCACAGAUCCCGCAGGCGCCUCUCUCCUCCUCGCAGCCCCUGUCCUCCAGCCCUUCUACAAGAUGCCGUCGGGCUUCCAACAAAUCGGCUCUGAAGAUGGGGAACCCCCUCAGCAGCGAGUGACUGCGACCCUGGUCCUUGCUGUAUUCUCUGCUGUGCUUGGCUCCCUGCAGUUUGGCUACAACAUUGGAGUUAUCAAUGCCCCACAGAAGGUGAUUGAACAGAGCUACAAUGAGACGUGGCUGGGGAGGCAGGGACCUGAGGCACCCAGCUCCAUCCCGCCAGGCACCCUCACCACCCUCUGGGCUCUCUCCGUUGCCAUCUUUUCUGUGGGCGGCAUGAUUUCCUCCUUCCUCAUUGGCAUCAUCUCUCAGUGGCUCGGAAGGAAAAGAGCCAUGCUGGUCAACAAUGCCCUAGCAGUGCUGGGGGGCGCCCUCAUGGGCCUGGCCAAGGUUGCUGCCUCCUAUGAGAUGCUAAUUCUUGGACGGUUCCUCAUUGGCGCCUACUCAGGGCUGACAUCAGGACUAGUGCCCAUGUACGUGGGGGAGAUUGCCCCCACUCACCUGCGGGGCGCCUUGGGGACGCUCAACCAACUGGCCAUCGUCACUGGCAUUCUGAUUGCCCAGGUGCUGGGCUUGGAGUCCCUGCUGGGCACUGCCACCCUAUGGCCACUGCUCCUGGGCCUCACAGUGCUACCCGCCCUCCUGCAGCUGGCCCUGCUGCCCUUCUGCCCCGAGAGCCCACGCUACCUCUACAUCAUUCGGAACCUGGAGGGGCCUGCCAGAAAGAGUCUGAAGCGCCUGACGGGCUGGGCUGAUGUGUCUGGAGCGCUAGCUGAGCUGAAGGAUGAGAAGCGGAAGCUGGAGCGGGAGCGGCCACUGUCCCUGCCCCAGCUCCUGGGCAGCCGUACUCACCGGCAGCCCCUGAUCAUUGCAGUUGUGCUGCAACUGAGCCAGCAGCUCUCUGGCAUCAAUGCUGUUUUCUAUUAUUCAACCAGCAUCUUUGAAACGGCAGGAGUAGGCCAGCCAGCCUAUGCCACCAUAGGAGCUGGUGUGGUCAACACAGUCUUCACCUUGGUCUCGGUGUUCUUGGUGGAGCGGGCUGGACGACGGACGCUCCAUCUUCUGGGCCUGGCAGGCAUGUGUGGUUGUGCCAUCCUGAUGACUGUGGCUCUACUCCUGCUGGAGCAGGUUCCAGCCAUGAGCUAUGUCUCCAUCGUGGCCAUCUUCGGCUUUGUGGCAUUCUUUGAGAUUGGCCCUGGCCCUAUUCCCUGGUUCAUUGUGGCAGAGCUUUUCAGUCAAGGACCCCGCCCUGCAGCCAUGGCUGUUGCUGGUUUCUCCAACUGGACAUGCAACUUCAUCAUUGGCAUGGGUUUCCAGUAUAUUGCGGAUGCUAUGGGGCCCUACGUCUUCCUUCUAUUUGCGGUUCUCCUGCUUGGCUUCUUCAUCUUCACCUUCUUAAGAGUACCUGAAACCCGAGGCCGGACGUUUGACCAGAUCUCAGCCGCCUUCCGCCGGACACCCUCUCUGUUAGAGCAGGAAGUGAAACCCAGCACAGAACUUGAGUACUUAGGGCCAGAUGAGAAUGACUGAGGGGCACGGCAGGGGUGGGAGAGCCAGCUUUCUCCACCCCUCAAGAGACCCCCUCCUUUCGUCUGCAGCACUUUAACCCUCUCUUCCCCAUUACUUCCAGGGUAGAGAAAACCCCUGCAGCCUGGUAGAAUUGGGAAGCUGGAGGGAAGGGUGGUCUGAGCACCCCCCUCAUUCCCCUCGUGUGACUCUCUUGGAUUAUUUAUGUGUUGUGGUUAGACUGUGGCCAUUGGGUGGGCCGUUCUCCCCUUCCUCUUCCUUCCCCCCAGCCCAACCUUUCUACCCCACCCCCACACUCAGUUCCAGAAUACUUUCUCCCCUUACUAUAGAAGGGGGAUUGGAAGGAGGAGAGGCCCUAGACUAUUUCAGCGGGAAAAACUGAAGCAGAGAGCAGGAUGUGAGACGAGAAACCAAGUUUUCCACCAUCCUAGACUCCUUACACAAUCUGGGACUUUCACU
Carlito syrichta (Philippine tarsier) is the source of this 2250-nucleotide messenger RNA. RefSeq names its product solute carrier family 2 member 4 (gene SLC2A4). Gene Ontology annotation, cellular component: membrane. The transcript is spliced from 11 exons. The record is from RefSeq and is a predicted model, not a curated record. Gene Ontology annotation, biological process: D-glucose transmembrane transport; cellular response to insulin stimulus. The coding region runs from base 265 to 1794 and encodes 509 amino acids. Lineage: Eukaryota; Metazoa; Chordata; Mammalia; Primates; Tarsiidae.